AUGGCGUCAUCGAUCCCAACAUUUCUAACAUUAAUUUCUGUUAACAAAUUUCGAGAAAUUGUUAAUACACACUUUGAAAAAGAAAUUAACGAAGAUGAACGAUAUGAUCCACGGGAUAUUCAACGUUUUAAUGAAAUCGAUGAAUAUACAUUAAUGUUUAUUCAACAUGCACAAUUUGGUCCAAAUUUUAAUGAAGAUCUAGCAUUUCGAGUUUUUAAUGCAUCAAUGAGUUGGAGAAAAAAACAUAAUAUUUAUGACGUUUCUACAAAUGAAUUUCCUGCCGAUUAUUUUGAUCGAAAUGGGAUUUAUUUUAAAAAUCGUGACAAGAAUAAUAAUUCAAUACUUCAUUUUGUCGUUCGAACAUUUAAUAAAGGUCAAGAAGAUAAUGAAGUUGUGAAACGUUUUAUAAUAUAUAAUUUUGAAAGACAUGUUCGACGUCAUCCUGGUGAAAAAAUUGUUAUACUUUUUGAUAUGAGUGAAACUGGUCUCAGAAAUCUAGAUUUUGAUUUAGUUAGAUUUAUUGUUGAUUGUACGCAAAUUAAUUACCCAGCUUAUAUGAUUAAUUUUAAAAUGCCAUUCAUUUUGCAAGCUGCAUGGAAAAUAAUUCGCUCGUGGUUGCCCGCUGAAGCAGAACAAUUUAUUAAAUUCGUCGAUGCUAAAUCGAUCACACAGUUUAUACAACCCGAUCAAUUGUCAACAGCAAUGGGCGGCACUGAUACAACAAAUUAUGUUCAUAUUCAUGAUCCAAUAAACGACGCCAUUGAAGAUUCAAUGAAUGCAAGUUUAAAGAAAAAAGUUACUUUUGCUGAUAGCGGUUCACUUGAUUUAUCCCUUUCAUCAACACCAACAGAAUCAAUAAUGACCACUGAUAAUCUACCAAAGAUGGAUUUACCACUACAUGAUGAACCACUAACACCAGAAGAAUCUAAUCAUUCCACGUCUACAUCUGAGUCAUGUCACAUAGUCACUAGAAAAUCAAUAUUACAAAAACCAAUUUUAGUCAAUGGAUGUAUGGGUGAAGAAAAAGUUUAUCAUGGACUUGGAAUAAGACCACAUGAUGAAAUGAUCUUUGAACGAACAGAUUCUUCAUCACAUGGAACAACUGAUUGUAUUCAAACACUACAAUUAACAAAUGUAGGUGAUAAAAUCUUAACAUUUAAAAUUAAAACAACAUCACCUGACAAAUUUCGUGUUAAACCUGGCUGUAGUCUUCUACAUCCAGGUGCAACAGCUACUAUUUCUGUUUAUUUAUUAAAAGCUUAUUGUACACCAACAAGUAAUAUUAAUAAAGAAAAAUUUUUAAUUAUAUGGACAUUAAUUGGCCAUGAAUUAAAACAAGCACAACUAAUUGAAUUUUGGAAAAAUGUACCUAAUUCGGUGCUUUAUGAACAUAGAUUGAAAUGUUCAUUGAGUAAUAAAUUAACAUCUGUCACGUCUAUUGAAACAAAUUCUUUACGUUCAUCUAUUUCGUCUGAUCCGUCAAUUGCUGAAAUGCAAAAUAUAUUAAAAGAUUCUAUUGCAUUACAAAAAACUACUAUAGCAGAAACUUCAAGAGAACUUAAACAAAUUCGAUAUCUUCUAUUAAUAGUUUUUGCACUUUUAUUCGUUAUUUUAUUAUUGGAUGUGCAUAAAUAUUUUUUUUCUGUUUCAUCGUCAUCAUCUGUAAAAAGUGAUUUGUGA
Messenger RNA from Rotaria sp. Silwood1, 1680 nucleotides. Lineage: Eukaryota; Metazoa; Rotifera; Eurotatoria; Philodinida; Philodinidae. The record is from the annotation of a GenBank genome assembly.